Dreissena polymorpha is the source of this 2320-nucleotide messenger RNA. RefSeq names its product gamma-aminobutyric acid receptor-associated protein. The coding region runs from base 94 to 447 and encodes 117 amino acids. Lineage: Eukaryota; Metazoa; Mollusca; Bivalvia; Myida; Dreissenidae. The record is from RefSeq and is a predicted model, not a curated record. Gene Ontology annotation, molecular function: GABA receptor binding; ubiquitin protein ligase binding. The transcript is spliced from 3 exons. Gene Ontology annotation, biological process: autophagosome assembly; autophagy of mitochondrion; cellular response to nitrogen starvation. Gene Ontology annotation, cellular component: autophagosome membrane; autophagosome; cytosol.
AAAAGGCUAAUUUCGUAAACACAGAAUAGAAGCGAACUGUGUUACAUGACAGAAAUUAUUAGUUUUUCUAAAUUUUGAGCAAUCUUCUCAGAAAUGAAGUGGGAAUACAAAGAUGAACAUCCCUUUGAGAAGAGGCGCGCAGAAGGCGAAAAAAUAAGGAAGAAGUACCCAGAUAGAGUGCCAGUUAUUGUUGAAAAGGCACCAAAGGCUAGAGUUGGAGACUUGGACAAGAAGAAGUAUCUAGUACCCUCAGAUCUUACAGUUGGACAGUUUUACUUCCUUAUCAGAAAGAGAAUUCACCUGCGACCGGAAGAUGCCCUGUUUUUCUUUGUCAACAAUGUGAUUCCCCCAACCAGUGCCACGAUGGGCUCAUUAUACCAGGAACACCAUGAGGAGGAUUUCUUCCUGUACAUCGCAUACAGUGAUGAAAGUGUGUACGGGGCAUAAGCUGUGACAUGGACCAGUGGAAACAUUGAACUUAAUAAUAUAUAUGAUUGAAAUUUUGAAUUACAGAAACUAUUGUGAUGUUUGAACGUCAGUUAAACAGUUUAGUUUUUAGCUUUUUGUAUUACACUUGUUAAUCUUUAUUGAAAUUAGUUGUUUUCUCUCUCUGUCACUGAUGUGAUAUUAAGUUUUACUGUACCAUCUCGAGAAUAAAUCACAAGGUUGUAUACUUUUAUGAUUUACAUGUGAUUUUGUUUAGAUCUUUUAACAAAAAUUGUUUUGUUAAGUUAGAUGGAAGACGGCCACUAACCUAUUACUGAAGAUUGAAACAUUCUCUAUAAAAGGAUCUUCUGGAAAGUUUGCAUAAUCCAUUUGGAUUCAAAAUUACACAUGUAGAGGUAUAUGUUAUACUUUAAACGAUUCUUGUCUUUCAAUAUGUUGCAAUGUAAUACAUUGUGUGUCACACAUAAAAUAUGUUCUGAACGCUUCCAAUCAGCUGCUUUUAGUAAUCUAUAAGGUUUUUCUCUCAAAUCAGUUGAAUAUCUUAUUGUUUAUUAUAUUUCUUUUUAUUAAUCCUGGUUGCAACUGUAUACAACUAUGUUCAGAAAGCAAAAUACUUGUUUGUCAGAUCUUCAUACGACUCUGAGUAUAAUAAGGUCGAAGGGUGUUACAAUAUGACCCUUUGCAAAUAAAUAUGAGUUGUUUAAAUUAAAAAAAAACAUUCCCUCUUUCGAAGUUUUAAUUUUAUACUUUGUAUAAGACAAUGCGAAGAAGUUCUUUUAACAAGUCAAACGUUAGUAAGUUUAUAAAUGUCUGAAUGUUCUAAAUCAUUUUCUGAAAAUCCCAGAGGGAAAUCUUUAGUGAAAACUCACUCAUUAGCUUAGAAAUGGUAAGGUUGACAACAUAUGUUGCUGGUUUGAUUUUAACUAUUAAGGGUCUGGUGACGGUAUUGCUUAUUAUCAAAAACUAAUCAUUGGCAUAUUGGACCAUGCUUUAUUGUUGUUGUAUCAUCAUAAGAGGUCAGUGUUUGCUGGUUGAUCUUUGCCGUCAAUGAAGGAAUCAUUUUGCAAAUUGUGUGCACAAACUAAGUAAAUGAUGUUAAUUAACAUAAUGGUAAUUUCAAAAUAUAUGUUCAGAAGAGAAUUUUUUGAUGGACUAAAAUAAAUCCAAAUAAAGCAAUAGUUUAAAUUACGCAUGUUGAUGUUAUGUUGCAAGACUGUUAUAUUGUAAAAAAACGUAGGCUAUUUGUAUCACAUAUUUUUUCAAAUACUUUAUUCAUUGCGAAGUAUGUGUGGCACUAUUUGUAAUGUUUUAUCAUAUGUGUAUUACAUGUAACUGUAAAUAUUGUGUUUUAACUAUUAUUGUCUUUUUUUGUGAUUGAUUUAAAUUGAACAGGCAAAGUGUUAUUUGUAAGAUUUAACGUAUGUUUUAUGUGCAAACAUUUCAUUUCCUUGUAAUGUGACUUAAAACUUGGCAUUGAUCACAUCUUUAACAAAUAUGUCCUCAUAAGUGAUGCUUUAUGCAUAACAAACCAAAACAUUUAGGUACAUACAAGAGUGGUGCUAUACCAGUUAAAAUUUAAAAGUUUUUUUAUAAAUAAAGAUUUAAUACAGUAGAUUUCAAUAAUAUUAUCAAAGUCAGGUAUGAUUGAAGACUUAAUAGAAUGAGACCACUCAAUAUUACCGUAAUGUGUCUUCAUUUUAUUUGCAUGCAUGUUUCUUCAACUUUUGUUGCAACUUCACUUGUAUCAGUUUGGCAUUGGGUCAAUUCCUGCAUCUAACACUGUCCCUGCUGAUUUUUUGUCGAAGUUUGAGCAAACUUGAUUGAGCUAAAGUAAGAUAUUGUUGAUAUGUAUGUUGUAAUAAAAAUUGUUCGG